UCCAAGUUCUGUUCCCACUUGGUCGUGCUUACAGGUCUGUCUUUCUUUGACCGCUUCUUUUCCAUAGAUCAUGCACCGCACCAAUGUCAUUUUGAGUUACAAACAUAUUUAACUGUAUUUUAUAUGAUUAAAGGUUGACCGCUGAUUUGGAACGUGCAUCCAAGUUAGAAAAAUCAGUGACUAUGGUUUCACCUCUGCGCUAAGAUCAGCUCUUUUUUGUAUCCUCUACGUGUAAACAUGUAACUAAUUGACAAAUGCAGCAAAAAAAAAAAGAAAAGGAAAAUGAGAGAGAUGGAAAGAGACACGACUUUGGAGUUUCAAAACUGUUUUAUAUAGAAGAAGAGCACAGAGAGAUAAUAGAUGUUAUCAUAAGCCAAAAAAAAGUGGGUUUCUUGACCCAUAAGAAAUGCUGAUCCCUCCUCUUCGUCUUGUCUUCUUCCUCCUCUUGCUCUCCUCCAUUUUUUUACUACAGAUCAAAGCAGAUGAGCGCAACGAAAGCGGCUUGGGAGAUCAUAUCAAAGUAGACCCAAAACUCAAGUUUGAAAACCCGAAGCUACGUGAAGCCUACAUUGCUCUCCAAUCAUGGAAACAAACAAUCUUCUCUGACCCUUUCAACUUCACAGCCAACUGGAACGGCUCAGAUGUUUGCUCCUACAAUGGAAUCUACUGUGCUCCUUCUCCAAACUCAUACCCUAAAACCAGUGUCGUUGCGGGCAUUGACCUCAACCACGCCGACAUGGCUGGUUACUUGCCUGCCGAGCUUGGUCUCCUUUCUGAUCUCGCCCUCUUCCACCUUAACUCGAACCGUUUCUGCGGUGAAGUUCCUCUGACAUUUAACCGCAUGAAGCUUCUCCACGAGCUUGAUCUUAGCAACAACAGGCUGGUUGGGAAGUUCCCUAACGUUGUCCUCUCUUUGCCUUCUCUCAAGUUCUUGGAUCUCCGCUUCAACGAGUUCGAAGGCAAGAUCCCUUCAAAGCUCUUCGACAGAAAGCUCGACGCUAUUUUCUUGAACCAUAACAGGUUUCGGUUCGGUAUUCCCGACAACAUGGGGAACUCCCCUGUUUCUGCUCUGGUUCUCGCAGACAACGAUCUUGGCGGAUGCAUACCGGGAAGUAUCGUUCAAAUGGGGAAGACACUCAACGAGCUUAUCCUCUCCAACGAUAACUUAACCGGUUGCUUACCUCCUCAGAUAGGAAACCUCAAGAACGUGACGGUUUUCGACAUCAGUUCAAACACUCUACGUGGUGUGUUACCGUCUAGCAUUGGCAACAUGAAGAGCUUAGAAGAGCUUCAUGUGGCUAACAAUGGCUUCUCAGGACUUAUUCCUCCAAGUAUCUGCCAGCUUCCUAACCUUGAGAACUUCACUUACGCUUCCAACUUCUUCACCGGCCGUGCUCCUAUAUGCGCAGCUUUGUCUGUAACCGAGGCCAUUGUGAACGGCUCUAUGAACUGUAUUGCUGGUAUGGAUCGUCAGAGAUCGGCUGAAGAGUGUUUAUCUCUGCUCGCUCGUCCUGUUGAUUGCAGUAAGUUUGGUUGUUUUAACAUCUUCUCUCCACCUCCGCCGACGUUCAAGAUGUCGCCUGCUUUUCGGAUGCUUCCUCCGCCAAUUUAUGUUUACAUUUCGCCUCCACCACCGUCGUCCAAGAUGUCGCCUACCGUUCGAGCUUACCCUCCGCCUCCACCACCUUAUGUAUACUCAUCUCCUCCACCUCCGCCUACUCCAAGUCAACCACCGCCUAUUGUAUACUACGCACCCAUGACACAAAGUCCACCACCAACAUCACCCGUAUACUAUCCAUCGGAAACACAAAGUCCACCACCACCAUCACCAGUUUACUAUCCGUGGGAAACACCAAGUCCUCCACCACCAACACCGGUUUACUAUCCAUGGGAAACACCAAGUCCUCCACCACCAACUGAGUAUUACUAUUCACCAAGCCAGUCUCCGCCGCCAUCAAAGGGAUGUAAGGACGGCAAUCCUCCACAAGCAUCACCAAGUUAUGAACGAGCUCCUGAAAAUUCUUACACAACACCACCGCCUUCUUCCUACCCCGACACGUCUCUUCCACCGUUUCCAAGUGUCUCAUAUGCCUCCCCUCCUUACUACUAGUGUCUCAUUGGGAGAGAAGAAAGUGCAUCGACUUAUGAUUAACGACUACUCACAAUUAGUUUCUUUUGGCUACGAGACUAUAACAUGUGUGUGGGGUUAUUACUCGAGUUAUUAUUCUUUCCAUACUUUUUUACUUUGUGGAUAUUUUGUUCUUUUUUCCCCUAACACAGAAUGGAUACAGUAUAUAGUUUUCCUAUCUGUUACCAAUGAUAGUGUAUUUCUUGUUAUUAAA
Messenger RNA from Raphanus sativus (radish), 2342 nucleotides. Its product is annotated as leucine-rich repeat extensin-like protein 1. Bases 407 to 2110 code for a protein of 567 amino acids. Gene Ontology annotation, molecular function: protein binding. Lineage: Eukaryota; Viridiplantae; Streptophyta; Magnoliopsida; Brassicales; Brassicaceae. The record is from RefSeq and is a predicted model, not a curated record. The transcript has a single exon.